AUGCACACCACACGUGAGCCGAGCGGUGCCUCCGUGUUUGACGUGUUGUUUGCGCGCAGCAGCAGCAGUGCCAGGCGGCGGCAUUGGGCUGCUGGUCGGCUGUACGUCGCCUUUGACAGGACAACGCUGGUGGACGGCGAAAGCCGCAAGGCGGUCUGCGUCGUGUCGGGGACGGGCAUCCGCCCCAACGCCGUCUUUACGGCGAUGGAGGCGGCGGGGAGGGGAGCGGCGUGGUGCGCAGGAACAGAGCUGACGGUGGCGAGGUACGCCGUGCAGAUCGAGGAGGCGAUGCAUCUGCACCUUCUGCCAUACGCGACGGUGACCGACGGCGAGGGUGGCGCAGCCUCACCGGCAGAGGGGGACGGGGAGGAGGUGGCUCUUGCCGCUGGUGCUGCUGCUGGAGGCGAUGUGGAAGAGCCGAGGUUUGGACGGAAAAGGCCUGCAAGCGUGGUGAUCGGGGGUGGCGGUCAGCUGCCGCGGAGGCGGACGACUGACCAACUCGCUCGUGAGCUGCAGGACGCGUACCCGCAGUUCUUUCUGUGA
Messenger RNA from Trypanosoma grayi, 543 nucleotides. RefSeq lists its product as hypothetical. NCBI's taxonomy places the organism in Eukaryota, Euglenozoa, Kinetoplastea, Trypanosomatida, Trypanosomatidae. The coding region runs from base 1 to 543 and encodes 180 amino acids. The transcript has a single exon. The record is from RefSeq and is a predicted model, not a curated record.